UUUUGGAGCACUGCAGAUAAAUACAAUAUACAAUCAAAUUAGGAAAAGAUAAAGGAAUAUACUUGAUGACUGAUUGGUUUAGCUGAGGUUAGUGUUAGACAUCAUAUAGAUUUCAGAACAAGAUUCAUCAGAUCUGAGAAUGUAACAUAUUUAUAUAUAUACACACAUAUACAAAUUUAUAUGUAGCAAUUAACUAGCAUUCAGUUUAACAGCGAGGUUUUCAUUAGGAAGCAAAAACCACAGGGGAUUACGGUUUAGUUGGCGGAUUGGUAGUCUUAUUUGUGCUGGAGAUCAAGGUUUUCCGGUCUUUUACAAUUAUUGGUUGUACGUAAGGGUAGAUGAUAAUGUUGGGUGGAGAUAGUUUUCAGAGAAUGCUGGAGUUACAUUCGUAGGAGUACAUUCAAGUCGUUUUCUGUCCCUGAUGAGUGUGAACUAGAGCUCGUCGCCAUCACCAUAGCCAUCGGAACUGCUCUUUGAAACGAGGCAGAAGUUGAUGCGUUGAAGAUUCAAAAGCUUUGAGCGUUGUUUGACAGAUGGUGCCACUGAAAGACAUAGUGCCAGCAGCACAGAACAACAUAAACACAAGGUUCAUACUUUUGGACAAAGGCAUCGUCAAGACUACAACUACUACUUUAUCACAAGCCCAAAACAAGACGUGCUUGGCGCUAGUGGCAGACGAGACUGCGGCGGUUCACUUCCAGCUGUGGGGGAACGAGUGCGACGCCUUUGAGUCCGGUGACAUCGUGGAGUUGAGCAAUGGCAUCUUCUCUUACUGCAGGAACAACCUUUUGCUCAGGGCAGGCAAGAGAGGCAAAAUUGAGAAGGUUGGGGAAUUUAUGAUGGCGUACGUUGAGACCCCAAAUUUGAGUGAGAUUCGUUGGGUUCCUGACCCUAACAAUCCCAAGAAGUACAUUCAGGAGGCUGUGAUUUCCCCACAUUCUCGUAUAUUUCCACCCAAAUACUGAUCCAUGAAGGUGAAGUUGACGCGAGCGUAGUCACAUUGGUUCCCUUCGGGUUCACUUGUAUUAACGAAAAAAGUAUAAAGUCAUCGUUUUGAUGCGCUGAUGUGAAACUGCUGAAAAUAUUAGAACUCGUUGUCCUUCUCUAACAGAAAUAACAUUAAUUUGCACUAUCUGAAACGGA
Messenger RNA from Malus domestica (apple), 1143 nucleotides. RefSeq lists its product as uncharacterized. Gene Ontology annotation, molecular function: DNA binding. Gene Ontology annotation, biological process: response to ionizing radiation; mitotic cell cycle checkpoint signaling; double-strand break repair via homologous recombination. NCBI's taxonomy places the organism in Eukaryota, Viridiplantae, Streptophyta, Magnoliopsida, Rosales, Rosaceae. The record is from RefSeq and is a predicted model, not a curated record. Gene Ontology annotation, cellular component: SOSS complex.